AUGUCAUCAUCUCCUAAAAAAACCCCAAAUUUGCACGGUAAAUCAUUAGCACCAUCCGACAUACACAUCGUUGUUGAUAAUUCAAACCGUUUUAUUGGUACUCAACAUGGUCAAAAUGCAAAUGGGCAACAAGAUGCUGCUAUUCGUAUUAAUGUUGAAAAUUUUGUUAAAAUUAUUGAAGAUAAUAGAGAUUUACAGAAUACAAAAACAAGAAUUGUGGGUGGUAGCACUCCGCCUCGUACAGCACGAGUUUGGAGUGAAUUCGAGAAAUGUAAUUAUACACGUUUACUCGGUGAUCGAUCAAUGUGCAACAAAGUAUGAUAUAACAUUUUUCUUUCUGAUUUAUUUUAGUUACAGAGAAACGAGAGAUAAAAUUCUAUCAGAAUAUCUAUUCUAUUUUAUUUUAUAUGACUCAAUUUCGAAUACGAAGUUUUUUUCUUCUUAAAUUGUAUUUCUGAAUAUUUUCAAAAGAUAAAGUCUUUUAAUGUUUCGAAUAUCUUAGUGAUUUUAUGAGAAAAUAUUUCUUCUUUUAUAACUUUACAUCUAAUAUACAGGGUGGACCAAAAGUCACUUUGCCGAGAAAAAAUUGGGUAUCUUCAUUACGGCUGGACCGAGCGGGCUCAUUUUUUUUGUCAAGGAUAAAGACAUGUUCACAUUCUAAAUCCAUACGGACAAGGUCAGUGAGAACCUUUGUUAACUAUAACUAUUGACUUUGAUAAGAAAAUUUUGCCUUUUUACAGGUAGGAAAAACACCAGUACACAGGAUGGUGCAAAAGUCACUUUAUCGAGAAGAAAAUUGAAUAUCUCUAUUACGGCUCGAGCAAACGAGCUGAUUCUUUUACCAAGGAUAGAGGCAUGUUCACACUCCAAAUCCAUACGGACAAGAUUAGUGAGAACCUUUGUUAAGUAUACUAUUUUCUUUUCCUAUCUAUGAAAAAGUAACAUUUUCUUGUUGAGGUCAAUAGUGAUACUUAACAAAGGUUCUCACUAACCUUAUCCGUAUGGACUCGAAGUGUGAACAUGCCUCUAUCCUUGGUAAAUAAAGUCAGCUCCUUUGCUCGAGCCAUAAUAGAGAUAUUCAAUUUUUUCUCGGUAAAGUGACUUUUGGUCCACCCUUUAUUUGUGGACUAAGCAGCAUUGAUUAUGCACAAAAAUCAUAAAAGCGAUUUCAAGAUGUUCGAAAGAAGUGUAUGAGUAUAGAUGGAUAAGAAAACAUUCACAUGCACCAUAAUCUAUUGUUUUACCCAUUUUUAAUUAUAGGAAGUGUUCCUAGAUGAUAUGUUGCAUUCUCAAAUUCAAAGUCUGAUUUUGAAAUCUUUGUUACCUCGACGAAACACACAACAAACUCUUAUACUAAUUAGUGGCGAUGGAAAUGCAAAUGAUAAUCGAACAAGUUUCCCUGAAAUAGUAAUCAUGGCAUUAGAACAUGGGUGGAAAGUAGAAAUAUGGUCAUGGAAAGCAUCCUUAAGCAAGAAGUUUUUUGAUAUUCAACAAAAAUAUCCUUCAAAAAUGAAAAUAAUGCAUUUAGAUACAUAUAGAUCUAAAAUAACUUUUAAACAAAAAUCAAAACAAAAGCAACAGCAACUUGAUAAUCAUCUUCGAUAUUGGAUAUUUCCAGUUUUGAUACUCUCAAUAUUUCUGGGCGCAUACUUAUAUUAUUUCCAGAUGUUGUAAGACUGUCACUCAACAUAAAGAAAAAACAUAGAAUGAUGCAACAAUAAAAUCAAGCCGUAAUACUCUAGAGAGAAUUGUUAAACAUUAGUUGUAUGGGUGUGAGAUUUGUGGGUGUACAUAUGGGUAUGAGUCUAUGCUUUAUCUACGAUGUGGGUGUGAGUGUGGGUGCGUGGGUUGGGUGUGGGUAUGGGUGGCUCAAAAUUGGGGUAACGACUACAGACUCACCCGCAUCCGCACCUUCACACCCCACA
Rotaria sordida is the source of this 1925-nucleotide messenger RNA. The record is from the annotation of a GenBank genome assembly. Lineage: Eukaryota; Metazoa; Rotifera; Eurotatoria; Philodinida; Philodinidae.